This is a messenger RNA of Penicillium angulare, 936 nucleotides long. RefSeq names its product LysM peptidoglycan-binding domain-containing protein. The record is from RefSeq and is a predicted model, not a curated record. The transcript has 6 exons. NCBI's taxonomy places the organism in Eukaryota, Fungi, Ascomycota, Eurotiomycetes, Eurotiales, Aspergillaceae. The coding region runs from base 1 to 936 and encodes 311 amino acids.
AUGUCGUUUCGAACAUGUUUUCUCGGUGCAACGGUAGCGAGCCAGGGGGGGGGAUGGGAGAACGGCUACGAAGCGACUGGAGAGGCGGAUCCUGAUGUGACUUCCAGCUGUGACCAUUGGGCUAACGAUGUUCAAUCAUCUGAUACCUGUGAGAUGUUGGAAGAUUACUUUGGUAUCACCAUAAAGGAGCUGGUAAAUUGGAACCCCUCUUUGGAAUCUGAUUCUUGUGUCCUGGAAACUGGACUCAGCUACUGUGUUUCUGGCUCUAUUGCGACCAGCUCUUCAGCAGUAGUCACCGCCACUCCAGUCGUUACUGUCACGUAUCAUAGUACCGCUGCACCUGUCCAGAGUGGAAUCACAAAAAGCUGCACUGAGUACUACAUGGUUCGCAACGCGGGCGACGAGAUUUAUUUGCUCAUUUGUGGUACUUAUAGUUCCCUCAAGGGUUGCAACGAUCUGGUAGAUGGUGACUAUUUCUGCGUGGCCACGAAAGCUUCGACUGCGUCUUCAAGUUCUUCCUCAUCAUUCUCUACCCAGACCGGCUGGCACUUUGUCUCAGGCAAUGACACUUGCAGCUCUAUUCGUAAGGAAUAUGGUGUUACACCCGCAGAAUUCUAUAACUGGAAUCCAGCCACUGGUGCCAAAUGUACGAAUUUGUGGCUGGAAACUUAUGUCUGCGCUGGCUUCACAUCGGCUCCGGUGACAAAGGCCACCAUGCAAAUGACAACAUCAAUUGGUGCAGUAGUGACAUCCCCUGUCCAGAGUGGUAUUGCUUCCAACUGCACCGAGUACUACAAGGUCCAAUCUGGUGACACAUGCUAUGCUAUUGCACAAGACCGCGACGUCAGCGCGGCUGAUUUCCUGAAGUGGAAUCCCGCUGUUGGACCCGCUUGUGGCGAUCUGGAGAAAAAAGUAUAUGUCUGCGUUGCAGUUUGA